UGUGUUCAGACAUGCACCUGACUCAUUACCAGGUUAUGAAAAGUUUAAGACUCAAUAUUGUGUUUAUACAAGGAGGUCAUACAGUAAAUUCUUUGAUGGAUUUCUUCUGGAAAAUUCUCGAAUUUCUUCGGAAGAUACAUCCCCCAGAAGAAGAUUCUCCAAAUACUAGUAUCUGCUCCAGGGGCACAAUGACAGAGUCAGAGAGUGGACCAGUAAAGAUCAGUGAAGGGAAAGCGGAGAUUUUGUUUACCACACAAAACGAAGUAUUCUACAACAAAGUCCAGGAACUGAACAGAGAUUUCACAGUCACUGCCCUCACUACCUUUGGUAAACAUGUCCACGCAAAUGACCGUAAGAUCCUAAAACGUGCCAGGCAACUGAACGAUAACGAUAACAACACAAAAGCACCAGGACUGAAAGUGCUAGAAGCUCUGGGAGCAACAGGACUAAGAAGUGUUCGUUUCAGUAAAGAACUGGGCUCCCUAGCUGGUCGUAUCACCUGCAACGACGUGUCACCAGAGGCAGUCAUAGCCAUGAAACGUAACAUCGCUCACAAUGAAUGUCAGAACAUAACCGCCUCCACAGCUGACGCGUGUGUCCUCAUGUGUACCAAUAAGAACGAGUUCGAUGUAGUUGACCUUGAUCCGUACGGGACCCCGGCCAUGUUCCUAGACACGGCCGUGCAGGCAGUGAGGUCUGGUGGUUUGCUCUGUGUCACUGCUACAGAUCUAGCGGUGCUCGCCGGUAACCACAUCCAGGCAUGUUACGGCAAGUACGGGGGAAUGCCCCUGAAGAGAGUCUACUGUCACGAGUUUGCUCUGAGACUUUUGUUAUCAUGUGUUGAUAGCCAUGCUAACAGACACGGCAGGUAUAUAAAGCCUCUGUUUAGUUACAAGGCUGACUUCUACGUGAGGGUGUUCGUGCAGGUGUUCCAGUCACUAGGGGAGGUUCAGAAGACAAGCUCCAGACGUAGUUACGUAUAUGACUGUGUGGGUUGCCACGCCUUCCACCUCCAGAAAGUGGGAGUACACACUCCCGGGACACAACAAGUGGCUCCGGGGCGGGGUCCUCCUGUCAGCCCUAACUGUGAGGAGUGCGGGAGAAACUUCUACAUCGGGGGACCCAUCUGGUCUGAUCCGAUACACGAUACUGAGUUCCUGGGCCAGAUGAAGGAGCACCUGGCAGGCGAGGGCAAGUACCUGGGAACUAUAAAAAGAAUGACAGGCAUGCUGACACUGGCUGAAGAGGAGCUGCCGGAUAUUCCGCUGUUUUACGAGCUCAGUACCUUAAGUAAAACAAUUCACUGUACAUGUCCCCCGCUCGCCAUUUUCCGUUCUGCUAUCCUCAAUGCUGGGUAUCGGGUUUCCCUGUCACAUGUGUGCCCCAAGUCUAUCAAGACUAACGCACCACCCUCUGUGGUUUGGGAUGUUAUGAGACGUUGGGCACUAGAUAACGGCGCUAAACUGAGGGAGCCUGACACAGUGGCUGGCAUAUUACUCCGCAAACAGCCCACUUUAGCUGUAGAUUUUACUCUUCAUCCCCUGGCUAAACAGGACCCCGAUGUGCUGAGGUUCCCUCCUAACCCUGAACCUCACUGGGGCCCCAAGGCCAGGGCUGGUAAAAGAAAACCUGACUCACCUGGUGGCGAUUCAGGUGCUAAAGCAAGGAAAACACCUAAAAAGGAGCCACUUCAUGAUCUGAAACUGUUCAGCUGCAAAAGGUUUGAGAUGAAUCAGUGUGAUUUAGGGGAUAGUUGUAGGUAUUCUCAUAACACAAAAGAGAAUAAUUUAGAGAAUGCUAAUACUGAAGCCGAGCUCAAUAAUUCUAUGGUAUCAUCAGAAAUAUUAGGCGAAUCAGUUACGUCUGAUACAGCUUCCUGAAGUCCGGUAACUUCUAGGUAAAUCCUUUUAACUUAUUUAUGGUUUUAUUAUAUUUUUUGACUAUUUUAGUUGAGUUUCUUAGAGAUUUGAUUGUUAACGCGUUAUGCUGCUGGUAACAAUGUUGUAACCGACGUUUUUAAACUCCUAUUUCCUACUUUCGAGAAUUAUAUUGGGCUUCCAGACACAUUUUUAUGUAAUUUAUUCGUUAAUUUCUAACUUUGAUUAA
This is a messenger RNA of Bolinopsis microptera, 2106 nucleotides long. Its product is annotated as tRNA (guanine(26)-N(2))-dimethyltransferase-like. NCBI's taxonomy places the organism in Eukaryota, Metazoa, Ctenophora, Tentaculata, Lobata, Bolinopsidae. Gene Ontology annotation, cellular component: nucleus. Gene Ontology annotation, biological process: tRNA N2-guanine methylation. The record is from RefSeq and is a predicted model, not a curated record. Gene Ontology annotation, molecular function: tRNA (guanine(10)-N2)-methyltransferase activity; metal ion binding; RNA binding. Bases 12 to 1880 code for a protein of 622 amino acids. The transcript has 3 exons.